Messenger RNA from Desarmillaria tabescens, 891 nucleotides. RefSeq lists its product as uncharacterized. The record is from RefSeq and is a predicted model, not a curated record. Lineage: Eukaryota; Fungi; Basidiomycota; Agaricomycetes; Agaricales; Physalacriaceae. Bases 1 to 891 code for a protein of 296 amino acids. The transcript has 5 exons.
AUGGCACGACCUACGCACUUUCUGUCGAUACCUCUCGGACAAGUACACCCGACGCUUCGUGCCAAAGUUGCCGAACCUCAUGCCGCCCUCAAUCUUCCUGUACCAGACUGUACGCUGCUCGCUGGUCCUCGGCGCGUACAUCUCACCCUCGGCGUCAUGAAUCUCACCCCCGAGACCCUUCCGACUGCACUCGACCUCCUGCACCGCCUAUCGACUCUCCUUCUGCUCACAGAUAUGGCCCCGACCGUUACCCUUGACACGCUCGAUGUCCUCAGAAGGGAAUCCCGACGUCGUGCCCAUGUCCUAUGGGUUGGCCCAUCUCAGCCUGAACCUUUGUUCAGCCGGAUCAACGAGAUCUUCCGUAUGCUGGAAUGCUUCGGCAUGCAGGAGAGUGAGUUCUCUGAGCUCCCGAUGGCAGUCACGAUGGGCUCGUACGACGCGCCGAGAGUUCACCUCUGUGAGAUGGGAAGCUGGGAUACGGACGGCGCAUCGAUAGACAGCAACGACCUGACGUACAUCAACUACCACCACAAGCGUCGCCGUAAAGACAAGAGUAUCUUCCUUACCAGGUCCCUAGCACUGAAGCCUGCUCCCAAAGUCGUCCUACGUGAUGCAACUAUCCACUUCCCUCUCAUUCGUCCUACCGUACACCUUCGUAUUCUGGGAUCGUGGAUCAGCGUCUGGAACGGAAACGCAUAUCUCCCUUUCGGCCCGCGUCUUAGGUGCACCCCUGAACGGCUCCCAGAAAUCGAGGCGAACAACCUCAAGUUCACUCGUCGUUCUCGUGGAAACACAAUUCCCUACGUUCUUGACGCCAUUCUCGAAGACGAUCCCGGGAUGCCUUCGUCGCCGGAGUUCAUCCUAACAUGGGAGACCAAACUUGAAGCUUGA